AUAUUGGCAUUGUCCCGGACUAUAAAGCCCCAAUUGCUGCCAGAAUAUUGGUCUCCAUCCCCCGUGUUCCCCGUGCACCAGGGCCUCGGUUUUCUCCACAAACGUGACUCGAAAAUCCAUCACUAUGAAGCUUCACGUCCUCGCCCUCUUGGGCGCCGCCUCUAUGGCAAAGGCCGCGAACACCACCUACCCGUACAAGGAUGCCACACUGCCGAUCGAAGAGCGCAUCUCCAACCUCCUGUCCCUCAUGACGCUGGAAGAGAAGAUGGCGCAGAUGAUGCAGGGCGACAUCUCCAACUGGCUCAACACCACGUCGGGAGAGUUCAACCGCACCGGCCUGGUCGAGAACAUGAAGACAAAAGCCGGACAGUUCUACGUGGGCUACCCGAUCUCUUGGGAUUGGCUGCAGAAGGAGACGGAGCGCGGGCAGAGGUACCUCGUCGAGGAGACUCGACUUGGAAUUCCCGCGCUCACGCAGACGGAGGGUAUCCAUGGAUUCUUGUUGGAGAAUGCGACCAUCUUCAACUCCCCCAUCGCAUACGCCUGCGCGUGGGAUACCGAGUUGGUCUACAAGCUCGCCGCGGUGGUGGCGAAAGAGUCACUCGCUCUCGGUGUGAACCACAUGUUCGCUCCCGUCGUCGACCUGGCGCGAGAACUUCGCUUCGGGCGUGUCGAGGAGAUGUUCAGCGAAGACCCAUACCUGUCAGGCGAGCUGGGGUACGCAUUCGUCAAGGGUCUGCAGGAUCAUGGCGUCGCUUCCACGGUAAAGCAUUUUGCAGCAUUCGGAACGCCAGAGGGUGGGUUGAACACCGCGCCUGUGCAUGGUGGCGAGAGGGAGAUGCGACGAACGUAUCUGCCCGCGUUUAAGAGGACCAUCAUCGAUUCGGAUGCGUGGAGUGUCAUGAGUGCUUACCACUCGUACGAUGGAAUACCGGCGGUCGCGGAUUACCAUCUGCUCACGGAGAUUCUGCAGGAGGAGUGGGGUUUCAAGUACCACGUGAUGACUGAUGCCGGAGGAACCGACAGGAUCUGCAACGACCACGGUCUCUGCGAGCGUGGCGACAUGGAGGCGAUCACCCAGUUCGCUCUCGGGGCAGGCAACCACGUCGAGAUGGGUGGUGGAUCGUUCAACUACCGGACUAUUCCCAAGCUUCUCGAAGCCGGCAAGAUCAAGCAGAGCCUCGUCGACGAUUCUGUCUCUCGUAUUCUGAGGACCAAGUUCGCCAUGGGCCUCUUUGAGAACCCUUUCUCGGCGGCACCGAAGGAUCAGUGGAAGAAACUUAUCCACUCAGCGGAGGCGAUCAAGCUGGCGCGGACGAUCGAUGCCGAGAGUAUCAUCCUGCUGGAGAACGAUGGCGUACUCCCGCUCAACAAGAAGAAGGUCAAGAGCAUUGCCGUGCUCGGCCCGAUGGCUGAUGGAUUCAUGAACUACGGAGACUACGUCGUCAAGGGCUCAAUGUACCGCGGCGUCACACCCCUUGCAGGAAUCAAGUCGGCGCUCAAGGGUACCGGCGCGAAGGUCACCUACGCCAAGGGCUGUGAGCGCUGGUCCAAUGACCAAUCUGGGUUCGCGGAGGCCGUUGCUGCAGCCAAGGCCGCCGAAGUCGCAGUUGUCGUCGUCGGAACGUGGUCCCGAGACCAGUUCGAGCUCUGGAGGAAUUUUAACGCCACCACUGGAGAGCACAUCGAUGUCCACAGCCUCAACCUCGUAGGAGCACAAGCGCCCCUCGUCCGCGCCGUGCUGGAAGCCAACCCCAACACGAUCGUGGUCUACUCCUCUGGCAAGCCCGUGACCGAGGCGUGGAUCUCGGACAAGGCAGCCGCACUGGUGCAGCAGUUCUACCCGUCGGAAGAAGGCGGCAACGCUCUCGCCGACGUCCUCUUCGGCUCGCAGAACCCGUCCGGCAAGCUCACGGUCUCGAUCCCGCACGACGUCGGCACGACCCCCAGCUACUACGACUUCAUGAAGGGCGGCCGCUACAGCUCCCCCGGCGCCGCGUACGAGAACGGCACCCUCGUCUUCGGCCAGCAGUACGUUCUCUCCAGCCCGAUACCACUGUACCCCUUCGGCUACGGCAAGAGCUACACCACCUUCUCGCUGCAGAACGUGACGCUGUCGGCGACCAACGUCACCGCGUCCUCGAUCGUCAAGGCCAACGUCGUGAUAAAGAACACGGGCAAGCUUCCCGGCGCCGAAGUCGUGCAGUUCUACGUCACCGAUAAGAUCGCCUCCGUCACCACGCCCAACAUGGAGCUCAAGGGCUUCAAGAAGGUCUUCCUGAAGGCCGGCGAGACGAAGAAGGUCAGCGUCGACAUCGAUGUCAGCACGCUCGGCGUCUGGACCGUGCGCAGUAAGUAUGUCGUCGAGGACGGCGAGUUCAUCGUCAAGGUCGGACAGGACAGCAGUACCACCGGGAUCAGGUCGACGGCGUCGUUCUGGGUCAGUUAGAUUUUCGACUCGACAUAAAUGUGAAACGGAUUGCGUGCGAUUGCGUGCGACAAGGGUGAAAGACUACGAUUUUUUUAUUUUUUUAUUUUUUGGGUUCACGAAUUAUCAUGAUCUUUGUGGUUCCGGGUGGUUUCUCCGGGUGGUUUCUCCGCGCGGAUGUGGGCAGUAUGUACUAGUAGCAGAGUAGAGAC
Molecule: messenger RNA, 2640 nt
Organism: Tricharina praecox
Lineage: Eukaryota; Fungi; Ascomycota; Pezizomycetes; Pezizales; Pyronemataceae
Product: glycoside hydrolase family 3 protein
Exons: 5
Coding region: 125-2449 (774 amino acids)
Biological process (GO): glucan catabolic process
Molecular function (GO): beta-glucosidase activity
Source: RefSeq, a predicted model, not a curated record